This is a messenger RNA of Myotis davidii, 2757 nucleotides long. It is a transcript of the gene PNPO, whose product is annotated as pyridoxamine 5'-phosphate oxidase. Gene Ontology annotation, biological process: pyridoxal 5'-phosphate biosynthetic process; pyridoxine biosynthetic process. The coding region runs from base 95 to 862 and encodes 255 amino acids. Gene Ontology annotation, molecular function: FMN binding; pyridoxamine phosphate oxidase activity. The record is from RefSeq and is a predicted model, not a curated record. The transcript is spliced from 7 exons. NCBI's taxonomy places the organism in Eukaryota, Metazoa, Chordata, Mammalia, Chiroptera, Vespertilionidae.
UCGGGACUGAGGAACUGGUUCGGAAUAUGCCGGAACCCGGCGCCGGGCGACGCUGGGUCACGUGACCAACGGCCCCGUCACGUGCGUCAACGUGAUGUUCUGGCGACUGGCCGAGCGGCCCCGCCACCUUCGUCACCUGUGCAGCCACCUGUGCAGUCGUGGGGCCGACAUGGAUCUGGGGCCGAUGCGCAAGAGUUACCGCGGGGACCGAGAGGCAUUUGAGGAGGCUCAGCUGGCCUCUCUGGACCCCCUGAAGCAGUUUGCUGCCUGGUUCGAAGAGGCUGUUGCGUGUCCUGACAUUGGGGAAGCCAACGCCAUGUGUCUGGCUACCUGUACCAGAGAUGGGAAGCCCUCCGCCCGCAUGGUGCUGCUGAAGGGCUUUGACCAGGAUGGCUUCCGCUUCUUCACUAACUUCGAGAGCCGAAAGGGGAAAGAGCUGGACUCUAAUCCCUUUGCUUCCCUUGUCUUCUACUGGGAGCCCCUGAACCGUCAGGUGCGUGUGGAGGGCCCUGUGAAGAAGCUGCCAGAGGAGGAGGCCGCGUGCUACUUCCACUCCCGCCCCAAGAGCAGCCAGGUCGGGGCUGUGGUCAGUCACCAGAGUUCCGUCAUCCCUGAUCGGGAGUAUCUGAGAAAGAAAAACGAGGAAUUGGAGAAGCUGUACCAGGAACAAGAGGUGCCGAAGCCAAAAUACUGGGGUGGCUACAUCCUGUGCCCACAGGUGGUGGAAUUCUGGCAAGGCCAAACCAACCGCCUGCACGACCGGAUCGUCUUUCGGCGGAGCCUCCCGACAGGAGACUCCCCUUUGGGGCCCAUGACCCGCCGCGGGGAGGGAGACUGGCUCUACGAGAGGCUUGCUCCCUGACUCCCGGGCCGCGGUGCCCACGGGAGCGAGGACCAGGUGCUGAGAGAGGGUGUGGGGUUGUGAGUCGGGCCCUUCUAAGGGCCACCAUUUCCCUCCCCACUCCUUACGUGUAGGGGUCUUCAGAGUUCAUCCUUUCAGUACCUCUAUGUGGUUGGCUCCCAGUGAGCUCUAGUGGAGUGUAAUGGUGGCAUAGAGAAUCACAAAUGGAAAGUCAUCUCAUUAUUUUCUUGAUUUUGACAGUAGUUUACUGGAACGGCUCCCUCUAGAGGGAGCAGCUGCUGUAAAUCCCUCUUCAGGUGACACAGGGUGCGUCCCCAGCAGCCCUGUCUUUUUACCACUGUGACUGAGUCCUGCUGGCCAAAGCUGUUGGUCCCAGCAUGAGCACCUGAGUCAAUCUCGCCCAUCGGCUUUUCUUGUCAACUGUUGGAAAUUGGACACGGAGAGACCCAGAGCGCGCUCACUGUAGCCGCGUCGUUAGUGGCAGCCAAGGAGCCACGGCCUCUGGCUGCUGCUCUUGCAAUUCCCUGAGAGGCCCUGGCGCCCUCCUUCCCCGCCUGGGCUGUGUGGUUCCUCCUCCUGCCUCACACACCCACUGUCUCUACAAAGAAGUGUUUUUUUGACAUAAACUCGCAGAAUAAAUUGCUGUUGAUUGCAAAUAAAAGAACCCUAACUCACUUGUUUAUUAACAGAUACUCUUACAGCAUUUACCCUGCUGAUAGCUGCCUUCCAUGAUCUGGAGCACAGCAGUGUGGGGAAAGAUUGAAUUGAUUCUCUGUAGCUCCAAAGGACCCAUCGGUGGAUAUUCCACAGAAAUAGAUUUCACUUCAAUAUGGGGAGAGAUUGCCGGGGGAGGGGUGGUGAGCAUUAGGUAGUGAGUAUGCUCUCACUGGAAGCAUUCAAUCCCGGUCAGGAGUUUUGUAGAAAGGAUUCAUGUGCUGGUACCUAAUAAAUGAAGCUUUAUUUUCUAGGUUGGUUUAUAAACAGUAUUUAUUUAUUUUAUUUAUUUUCCAGGCAUGAAAUUAAAUUAUUAUAGAGAUUCUGCCUUUCUGACAACUCACACACCCCCUUCCCUACUCCUCACCUCUCCACGUCACUGGUUUUCACCCACAUUGGGAUUACCGGGGCAGGGAGGGGGUGCUUUAAAAAUCCUGAUGAUGCCUAGAUCCUCCCCUUAGAGAUGACUUCACGGGUCUGAGGCAUUGGGAAAUUUAAAGGCUCCCCAGGGAACUUUGUGAAGCCAAGGUUCCGAGCCCCUGGGCUGGACCCUUGUGUGGGCCUCGGGACGGCAGGCAGCAUUGGCACCACUUGGGAGCCCUCCCCAGACCCACUGAGUUUCCGCCUGCAUUUAACGGGACCCCCACCCACCCCUGGUGACAGUGCACUGGCCUCAACCCCUGAACCUCCUGCCCCUCACCCUCACCAUCGGAUCUCCGGGAGCCCUCGGCUGAGGCCUGUGCGGAACUGUGUUUGCUUUCCUCGGGCACAAGUCUGGUGACCAGGGUCAGCCUGGAUGAGUGGCCUGCAGGCUGUGGAGAGGAGCCAGGCUGGGUAAAUGUUUGCUGUGACUCAGCCGGGAAGCGAGGACGGACUAUUGUUUGUGCACAGUGGCAUUGAACCUGCCACUCUGCACACGGCUUCAUUCACUGUACGGGCCUGUGCUUCAGCGCCUGCGAGUGACCCCCCUCCCCCAAGGGCCUCUCUCUUGAUGUUGAUCCCCCCUCAAGCCCGAGCACACCCUUUCUGAGACCUACAGCAGAGGGCGCUGGGGACCCUUCCCUUGUCCUGUUUGUGUUUCUGGGAGCUGUGUCUCCCCAGCUUUGAGCCUGGUCUCAGCAGUUCUCUUCUCUGUCCGGCAAUCACUUUGCCAGAUCUCUAAUAAAAGCUCAUUAGAUGUG